Gamsiella multidivaricata is the source of this 2338-nucleotide messenger RNA. Its product is annotated as kinase-like domain-containing protein. The transcript has 3 exons. NCBI's taxonomy places the organism in Eukaryota, Fungi, Mortierellomycota, Mortierellomycetes, Mortierellales, Mortierellaceae. The record is from RefSeq and is a predicted model, not a curated record. Gene Ontology annotation, biological process: protein phosphorylation. The coding region runs from base 324 to 2231 and encodes 635 amino acids. Gene Ontology annotation, molecular function: protein serine/threonine kinase activity; ATP binding.
AAAAAAAACAAGCUGACAUUGAAUGAAGUGUGAAAAAACUUAAUUCGCUCUGUUGUUUUGUUUUUGCUUCUCUUCUUGUUCUUAAUCCUCAUCUUUCGUCCACCUCUACCUCCCUCUCCCAGUCCCCAAUGUUAUACCCUGACCAGUGUUGCAUCACCAUCGUCGUUCCAUUCCUCACCCCACUCUGCCAGACCCCAUAUCCUGACACUCGCCUUCUGCUCUCGGACAAGUAAACCCCAACCUCCGAGAACAGCAGCACUCCUCCACCUACCAUUACCUCUUACCCUUCCUUUUAAUCCCCUAUUUGAGUCCAGUCAGCCAAGAUGGAUGUCUUUUCCUUUGACCAUGACGACCAUCCCAAACUCAGGGAGCGCGCCCUUUCCGUUGACUCUGUCCAAGGCCUCGAUGUGCCUCAGGAGGCACUUCCCAACCUCCGAGUGAAUUCAAACAAAAACACCAGCGCUGGACUGACACUCACCAACAAUGGCGCGCCCUGUCCUGUCUUUGCACCCCGCCCCAUCGCUCCAGCAUUCGCUAUAGCAGCCGGGAAAGCAAGUGCGACUGCAGCACUGACCACUGCUGAAGGAUUGACGGCCGCCAUCUGUCCGUCCCCUUAUCCAAGCCUCGGAUUGUAUCAGGCCAAUAACAAUUCGUCUAGCAAGCACCUGCCGGCGUUUUUCCACCAGGUGGAUCGAGAGCAGGCCAUGACGCCAGAGUCGACCUUUCUCACAAGUCGAUCGCAGCAGGCCAACGGUGCUCCUGCCACCUCUAAUGUCGGUAAUGACCACCGCAGCCCGGGCUCUACAGGCACGAGCGCUCAGUGCAGCGACAACGAGACAGAGCAGGUCGAGUACGAGGUUAAGAUUGAUCAAGAUUUUGAUGCGCAUGCUCCUCAGACGACCGACAGUCGAGGCCAGUCGCCUCGUCCAGGACAGCUGUCGGCGGGUCGUUUGGCAAAUGGGCAGCCGGGAGGCAGGUCUGCGAAUGUGUCUCCUCUUGCAGGACCCCGCCGACCAAAGCACAAGAUGACGCCAGAUGAUUUCAAGUUCCUGAAAGUCAUUGGGCGUGGAGCGUAUGGCAAGGUGUAUCUAGUUCGACACAUCUGCACCAAUGCGCUGUAUGCGAUGAAGGUCCUCAAGAAGGCAUCCAUUAUCGUCCAUGCCAAGGACACGGAGUGCACUAUGUCCGAGCGCAAAAUCCUCGAGGCCAUUCGGCACCCGUUUAUCGUCAAGCUACACUACGCUUUCCAGACUGAUCAUCGCUUGUACCUGAUCCUGGAGUACGCUAGCGGAGGAGAGCUCUUCACGCAUCUUGCCACAGAGCGCAUGUUCUCUGAAGAAAUUACUGCAUUCUACGCGGCGCAGCUCGUGCUUGCCCUAGAGCACCUGCACUCGCUCGGUAUCAUCUACAGGGACCUCAAACCCGAGAACAUCAUGCUGAAUGCGCAUGGGGACAUUGUUCUCACGGACUUUGGUCUGUCCAAAGUCCCGCUCGAGAACUCGGAUGGUCGCACGAACACUGUCUGUGGAACGAUUGAGUACAUGGCACCAGAAGUGAUUUCGGAGAGGGCUCAGUACGACCGCACAGUCGACUGGUGGUCGCUGGGCAUUGUGAUCCACGACAUGCUGACAGGAUCGCCGCCAUUUGUGGCCAACAAUCGCAAGAAGACCAUGGAUGCGAUUCUGAACAAGAAGCUGAACCUGCCCUACUAUCUGUCCUCGGAUGCGAAGGAUCUGUUGACAAAGCUGCUGAAGCGCACGCCUUCGGCCAGGUUGGGAAAUGGACCCAAGGGAAUUGAGAACAUCAAGAACCACCGAUUCUUCCGCAAGAUCAACUGGAAGCUCUUGGCUCUGCGCGAACUCGAGCCACCUAUUGUUCCUUUUCUGUCGGAUCCCGAGAGUGUUGAGAACUUUAAUUCGGAGUUCACGUUGAUGCCUGUUCAGGAGUCACCGAUCUUUACCUAUAGCUCUGUGCACAUCAAUGGCGAGGCCGAGGAUGGUACCGCUAUCCCGGGAUCUGGCCAUCAUACCCCGUCUCGCUACCUGACCGCGCCAUCCUCGGCAUCAUCGGCAGGCUUUGUUGCGGCCCUGAACGGUCACGACAAUCGCCAUGUAGGAGGCAUUCCUAUGGCCAAGACUCGAUCCAGCUCACCUGACCAUCAUCAUUUCCAGGACUUCAGUUACAUCUCCACCUCGCAUCUCCCGUCGCUCGGAUAUUUGGAUGACCAUUGACUCUGCAUGGUUAGCCAUGAGAGGACCACAUCGGGAGUACAAUGGAGGCAUCAGAUAUCAGUCAUAUCGAUGCAUAUCGAUUUACGACAGGAUCAUGAGAAUAAAUA